GAACGGUAUGAGUUGUGUCUAUUCUUGCAAAUAACAUGACCUGUUUGAAUAACUUGAACACAAAUUAAACACAAAAAAUUUUAAAAUAAUAAUCGGCGGGGCCUGGUUGCCAAAAGAGCAAACCGUUUCAAUUUUUGAUUUCGAUUUUGGCAGCCCUUCUCUUGUGUUUUUUUUUGCUCAGACGUCAAGUCCUGGCGUUACUGAAAUUCGCUCUACCUGUGAAAAAAGGGCUCAGCUGGUUUCGAGAAAGAUAUCCUGCGUUCCGUACCCGCAACAAAACAAUAGGAAUGAGUGCGUUAUUCUUGCGGCCAGGCCUAGCAGCAAGGGCGCAGCAGUGUUCCUAACUCUGUUGUCCAACGUCUUCGUGGCAGCAUCAGCAUUGUUUAGGGGUUGAUGGUGAUAGACGCCGUGUGCAGCAAGAAAAGGAAAAAUCAGGUGCAGCUACAGUGAAAAGCGGUUCCGUGCAAAAAUGACCAUGCAAAACAGGACCAACAGCUACGCCGAGCCGGGGGGAGAAUUUGCGCCCUGCACGUUGCUAGCGGAUGCCGCAAAUUACACUCCCGAUACCCUUGAUCUGUACCAGGAUCAGGAGGCGCAGCGCUACUGGUUCGCCUGCUUCACUCAGAUGCUGCUCAAGUUCGAACGGCAAGCAUUGAACAGCCAACCAAAGGACGAGACAGCGAAGGUUCGAGCGGAGCAGUUCCGGCACCAUUGUGUGGAGGAGUUUAACAAACUUAAGAACGGCAAAGGCAACUUUUCUACACUAGGCAUUAGGAAUCUGCUCGAAGUGGUGGAAAGUGCGCUGAUAAGGUACGGAUUUCAUGAUCCCUGGAAGGAACAAAAGGCUAUUGAAAAUGACGCUUCGGUAAAUUUGUUGAACCAGCGACUAUCCCAGCUGGACGAGUUGACAUGCAUACGGGAAAAGUGGACGGAAGUCAUUCGGGGAGUCUUAGCAGGUAACAUGUUCGACUGGGGGGCUCAGGCUGUGACACAAAUUUUAGAAACCAACAGCAGUUUUGGCCUCCAGCAGGCCCUCGAUCGGAUACAGCAGAGACCAUGGCUCAUCGAUGAUUUGGACGGUUGGCUUGAAAGAAUAGAGGGUGUACCUCACCGAUGUGCCACCAUUUUCACCGAUAACGCUGGCAUUGACUUUGUGCUCGGAAUCGUACCGCUCGUGCGUGAAUUAUUAAAGCGCAAUACUAAGGUUUUACUGUGUGCGACGGUCAACCCGGCCAUCAACGACAUUACUUUCUCGGAGCUGGUCAAUGUGAUCGAAGUGUGCUGCAAGCAGUGCGAAGUUUUGCGCAUAGCCUACUUCGACGAGCGCCGCUUAGUGCUUCUCGGCAACGAUCAAAUCGGACCGUGUUUAGAUUUCCGAAUGCUUUCAAGCGAGUUGUGUGCAGCCAUCGAGAGAAAUGGAGUGGAUCUUUUAAUAAUUGUCGGCAUGGCCCGCGCUCUACACACUAAUCUGAACGCGAAGUUUACGUGCGAAGCGUUCAAGCUGGCUGUUGUGAAGAACGAGUGGCUGGCCAACCGGUUAGGUGGUGAAACGUUUUCCGUCGUGUGUAAAUAUGAAAGCUAAUCCGGCGUUCUUACUUACGCGGCGUCUUUAAAGAACAAAUUCGGAACGCCGCAAAAGAAACACUUGACCGACAAGUGAAACGAAACUUCAACUGUAAUAAAUAUGGAACAUGUUUAUAUCAUUUCUACAGAAA
Anopheles aquasalis is the source of this 1715-nucleotide messenger RNA. RefSeq names its product 4'-phosphopantetheine phosphatase. Lineage: Eukaryota; Metazoa; Arthropoda; Insecta; Diptera; Culicidae. The record is from RefSeq and is a predicted model, not a curated record. Gene Ontology annotation, molecular function: pantothenate kinase activity; ATP binding. Gene Ontology annotation, cellular component: cytosol; nucleus. Gene Ontology annotation, biological process: coenzyme A biosynthetic process.